UAGUAGAUCCGCAGAGUUAACAAAUUGCAAGACUGUUUCUUUUUAUUUUUAAACAAAAUAUUGGAGAUUUUGCAGUGUUUCCCAGACUACUGGACAAUCAGUUUAAUUCCCAAUCCGGAUAGUCUGGGGAAAAAAAACGGAUAGGUGGCAACGCAGGACAUACGUCACGGUCUUACAUACGUAAGACCUUAUUUUAUCAUAUGACUGUAGCCCGGGAAGUCCGCGUGUGUUUUGUUUUGAUAUAGUGCUGUUAGUGCUCCCUUACAGGCAAAUAUAUUAUAAAUCCAGGAUGUCUGCAGGACGUUCUUACUCCGUGCACCAUGUGCCACUGAGUGCUGUGGAGCCGUUAGUUUCUUCUCUUAAAGUCUGUCAUUCAUAUAUUACAACUGGCAUGGACAUUGCAACCAAUGUUGCACUUGAUCUCACAGAAACUGGUGGAGACAUAGAAGAUGUUAAUGUCAUGGAAAAAGUUAUGCUUGAAUAUUCUGCAAUGGACAGAGAGCUGAGCCAGUUCAUGACAGCUGUGGAAGAGACAGUGCAUCAGGUAGCUCAGGAACGACCCGAGAAAAUGCCAGAUUUGCAAACUUUGGUGAAGGAUAGAUUUAAUUUCAUGCAGAGUAAAAACACUGAUUCAGAGCUUCAUAACAAUGAAAGAGUUAUUCAGUUUAAACAACAGCUAAAAGAAAUGAGGAAACAAGCUGGUCUUCAGGUGCAAAAUGGCAGCGAUGAAGUAGUUGAUGAAGAGCUUGAUGAAGAUGUAGCAGUGACUCAGAGCCAAACCAACUUUAUAUGUCCCAUCACCCAGGUGGAGAUGAAGAAUCCAGUGAAAAAUAAGGUGUGUGGUCACAUCUAUGAAGAGGAAGCAAUAAGAAAAAUUAUUCAGAGAAGACAACAGCAGAAGAAAAGGGUUUGUUGUCCCACUGUUGGUUGCGACUACUCUGAUAUGUCACUGUCAGAUCUUGUACCAGAUGUUGCCCUUAAAAAAGCCAUCGAGAGUCGAAACAAACAACGAGAGAAGAAAUAAUUUUGAAAGAACAUUUUGUUACCAUUGUGUUUGCUUUCUUUCUGUAAUGUUAUAGAGCAUUACUUUUUUAAAAAUGCAUAUUACUUCGUACAUUUUUCAAUGAUUUAUAAUCAUAAACAUUAGAUUCUACUGUUACAGUUUGAAACAAAAAUGUUACAUCAUUAAAAAUCAGUCUUUUUGGAACAUGGUGUUAUUUAUUUAUGUAGAAAAAGUGAUGUGUUAAUUGCUGACCUGUUAUUUAUGUCGAGUAGCAGUUUACUCCAGCUUUGAUGUUAUCCUCAUUAAAUUGCGCACCAUGUAAUUGACUUUCUCCACAUGGAGGCAUAUUUAAGAAUUUCUUCAGAUAUGCAUUAGAUAUUAAUGGAUAAAUUAAGGGCAUACAGUUGAGAUUUAAUCCUGCUGCGCUAGGAGAAGGGGUAUACAACAUGAAGUAAGAAGCAUUGCGUAAGUGACAGCUUGUUUAAAAUAGUGUAUUGCAGGUAUUGUAAUUCAGAAAUGAAGAGAAAUUAUGUAAAAUUUCACGUGUACAUCAUUCAUUCAUUUGUACGUUCUCUGAUACCCCCUUUAUCCAUUUCAGGCACACAGGAGCUGUAUCCUGUCCUAGCAGUCGCUGAGCACAUGACUGGGAAACAUGCUGAAUAGUAUGCCAGUCUGUAGCAAGAUGCCUAAUUGUGCACUAUCACACACUUGCAUACAUACAAACACACACAGACAUAUCCAUCUACAGGCAGUUUAGAGAAUUACCAAUUGACCUACAACAUGUCAUUGGAAUGGGAGAGGAAAUAGCAGCACACCUGAAAAUAUUAAAAUGACACAGGGUGAACAAAUUAGUGUAACUAAGGAUAUGAUUUUUUUGAGCUGUGGUACAAGCUCUGAAUUGCCCAGCAUAGAAAAGCCUUGCUGAUUUUUAUUCUGGUGGCUGCCAAAAAAAACCCAAAAAACAAUUACUAGAAGAUGGAAAUCAAAGUCUAAACCACCCAUAUUGGAAGUAGUGAAUAUAGUAGCAGAGAUAAAAAAAGUGGAAGUGGAAUCUUUACAAAGGGUAGGAGGAGCUUAUACAGAAAAGAAGUGGAAUUGUGGGAACAAUACAUCCAGUAAUGUUUUGGAGGAGGAAUGAGGUUAAGGGAUGGCAGGACCUGCAUGAGCUAUAUAAUGUUUGAUUGACAAUAACUGUAUAGAAGAUUAUAUGUGGUAUGUAAUGUUUGUAACUGAAAAU
Molecule: messenger RNA, 2240 nt
Organism: Protopterus annectens (West African lungfish)
Lineage: Eukaryota; Metazoa; Chordata; Ceratodontiformes; Protopteridae
Gene: NSMCE2
Product: NSE2 (MMS21) homolog, SMC5-SMC6 complex SUMO ligase
Exons: 7
Coding region: 290-1024 (244 amino acids)
Biological process (GO): protein ubiquitination; protein sumoylation; double-strand break repair via homologous recombination
Cellular component (GO): nucleus; Smc5-Smc6 complex
Molecular function (GO): ubiquitin-protein transferase activity; zinc ion binding; SUMO ligase activity
Source: RefSeq, a predicted model, not a curated record